Messenger RNA from Trematosphaeria pertusa, 739 nucleotides. RefSeq lists its product as uncharacterized. The record is from RefSeq and is a predicted model, not a curated record. The transcript has a single exon. NCBI's taxonomy places the organism in Eukaryota, Fungi, Ascomycota, Dothideomycetes, Pleosporales, Trematosphaeriaceae. The coding region runs from base 79 to 624 and encodes 181 amino acids.
GGACCCUGGGCCUAAGCGAUAGCCUCCAUCUGCGCCGCUGCACCUCACCGCCAUGCCGCCGGCCGAGCGAGCGCCCGCAUGACCCAGUCGACAAGGGCCGCCUGUGACCGCAAACAUGCUUCCACUGUGGCCAAAGCACGCACCCUCCGAGAUAGCCGGGUGAGAUGCACUGCACAGUGCACACCGGACAUGACGGCGCCAGAGGUUGGAGGACCCUUGGAGCGCGUGGCGCGCACGAGCCGCCGAAGACCCAGGUUCGUGCAGCUGCCGAUCGCUCUCGACGAUCUUCUCCCAUCGAUACCACCGCCUCUAUCUUAUCUGCACGUCACCUCGAGCGAGCUCAGAGGGGCCACCGCACCCGUGGAAGUUGCGUUGCCGUUGUAUUGCCGUUGUAUGCGGCAGUGGAGAGAGUGGGAAUGCCGCCCACGCCGCCCCCGUAUCCAUUGUCUCCGCGAAGACACCAAGUCGCCCUCACCGCAGCCCCGCCAGAGGGCAGAGGUAUGUAGUGUCGCCCCGCAGAAGAUGGCGGGCCCUCUGAGAGGGGACGUCCUCUCUUUAUCUUCGACGGCGGUGUGCGCUUCUCCGAGAGCGCAACUGCCGGAUCGUCUUAACCCCCUGGACUAGUCACGAUGGCGCAACUUUCGCGAGAGCCCGUCCAGAUUCAUAGCCUGUUUCCGUUUUGGUCGCUUCUCAUCGCUAAAUCCACAUUGUCAGCCGCUCCUCGUUGAAGGCGCCGCAG